This is a messenger RNA of Staurois parvus, 426 nucleotides long. NCBI's taxonomy places the organism in Eukaryota, Metazoa, Chordata, Amphibia, Anura, Ranidae. The record is from the annotation of a GenBank genome assembly.
AUGUACAUACACAGACACAUGUACGUACAUACACACAAACACACAUGUACACACACAGAUGCAUGUACACACAUAGAUGUACAUACACGCAGACACAUGUACACACAUGUAUAUACACAAAGACACAUGUACAUGCAUACACAGCCACACACAAACACACACAUGUACAUGUACACACAAACACACCCCACACACACAGCCCGGUACUGCACUCUAGGGGGAGGCAGAGAGCACAGCACACACUCCUUCCUUUGCUUUCACUGCGCUCAGCUAUUGAGCAGUCUGACGGCUCCCAGCGCCAAUGACAGAUCCGGCCUGAGCUCCGAGCCUGCUCAGCAAGACGGCCCUGGGGGACACACUCGCCCCCACCAUAAUUUCCACUCGCCAUUGGUGAGCAGGCGAGUGGAAAUUUCAAGCCCUGGUCUA